CAUGUCACAGUUCAAAAAAGCUGCACCACCACUCUGGUAGAUUCUGGGCUUCAAGCGCAAGACAAUGUCUCUCAAUCUGCUCCCACAAAACAAAGAAUCUAUGCAUCUGCCAUCUUCUUGGGUCACUGAAAGUUUUGAUGUUAUUCUUUCAAUCCAUUCGAGUGGAAAAAGAGAAUGUCAUGGGAAUCCACUUCAAAGGAUCCAGUUGCACACUUCGCAUCGUCCGAUCCUUCCUCUUUGUCGCUGCCCGGAGAUGCUGAAAAGGACCACUUUAUCUUCAUCAAAGACAUGAAAGUAGGAAGAAAUGUCUCUCAGAGAGAGAGAGAUACUUUGCUUGCAUCUGCACAAAAAGCGCACAAGACUUUGCUUCAUUGGCUUCUGUUCACAUGCUACAAGAUCAAAUAAGCAUUCCAAAGUUUUCCCUUCCAAUACAGAAUUCCUUGUAUUGAUUCAGGAAAGCUAUUUGAAAAGAAAAGAAAAGGUAAAUCGGGCGAACAGUCACUGCCGGGGAUUUCAGAGAAUGGAGAAUCUAAUCAAGCAGGGAAGAGUAAGGUUUUUGGACCCUAAGGAGGAAGAGGUCAGCGGGAGCAGACAAAUCAGAACGGUACAGCAACAAACGGAUUCUUCGAAAGGAGAUCAGAAGACACAGAACUGGUUCACGAGGCAGUUUUCUGGCCAAAUGAGUAAGGAUUAUGACUAUGGGGACGGCGAGUAUGCAAGUGCGGUCGCAGCCGCUGCAUUUGCUAUAUGUUCCCUUGAAGAAAAUGAGGUAGGAAAGAGAACAAAGAUGAGAGAGGACUUUGCAUCCUCCCAGAAUAAGAUUAAGAGCAAAAUGGUCGAUAUGAAGACGGGACCAACAACUGCCAAAAAAGUAACCAUGGGAUCCUCAAACUUGGAAGCGGAAGGUAAGGUUAAUUCUCCCCAAAUCAUUACCACAUUCUCUUCACUGUUGAUAUUAAUCUUUCAAGGGACUAAAACUAACGUACCAUGGAAAGCUUCCGCGAAAAAGUCGCCAUCUACUUCCAUUACCCCAAAAUUGAACGAGAACCGAUCAAGACAUAGUAGAAAGGAAGACAAAGCAGAUGCCUGGGAGAGAGCUCAGAUUGAAAAGAUUAGAAAGAGGCAUGAGAGUAUGAAGUCCAGCAUUUUUCAAUGGGAGAAGGAGAAGAAAACAAGAGCCAAACGUUCUUUUGAAAGGAAAAGGAAUGAGCUUGAGCAGAGAAGGUCAAGAAAUCAACAGCAUUACCAAUAUAAGGUAGCAAGAUAUGAUCAGGUCGCACGUGAAGCAAGGGCACAAGCAGAGGAGAAAAGAAGAACUGAAGAAUCUCAAGUUAAGGAGAAGGCAAAGAAGAUCAGAUCCGGAGAAGCUCCUGUCAUAUGUUUCUGCUUCUAAGUCUACUUAAUAUGCACAACAAGAUUCACUUGUGGAUUGAUUAUAAGCAAAUACUUCACGUAUUAGUGGGUCGUUUCAAUUGUAUUCUAUAAAGUUUGAACUCUGAUGCAGAAUAGUAGUAAAUCUGCAAAAGAACGAAUUAUGUGCCUAUGAGGCCACUACUCGCACCGCUGCUUCUUCUAUGGCAAACAGCCAUCAACUAUGUUAAUCACAAGAUAAUCUCAGCAGACAUUCAACAACAAUGAGAUGAAAAAUGGAGGAUAUAUCAGAUCUUUAAGCUGGCAGUAGUAUUUCUGCUAAACAGGUUGAGCAAAGUUAGCAACUUCUCAUGAAUAAGUGAUGCGGCCAUAUUAUAAGGUGUUUGAGUAUCCUGGAUUCAAUCAGAGAAGCAGAACAAACGAAGUUUGGUUAACAGCAAAAUUUUGGUUAAACUCAGCUAGAAAUUGUUAGCUAGCACACGAAACCUGCCGGUACGUGCACAAAAGACG
Molecule: messenger RNA, 1881 nt
Organism: Syzygium oleosum
Lineage: Eukaryota; Viridiplantae; Streptophyta; Magnoliopsida; Myrtales; Myrtaceae
Product: remorin
Exons: 5
Coding region: 305-1393 (362 amino acids)
Source: RefSeq, a predicted model, not a curated record